Molecule: messenger RNA, 743 nt
Organism: Symbiodinium sp. CCMP2456
Lineage: Eukaryota; Dinophyceae; Suessiales; Symbiodiniaceae
Source: the annotation of a GenBank genome assembly
GAAGAUAUCGCCGCACGCGGAGUCCGAGCUUCCAGGGCCGUCGAGCGACCCCGGUGCGCUCGGCUCCAUCGCGUGCUCUGGCCUCGACAUCUGGCGAAGGCUCACUGGUACAGCGAGUACGUAAGGUGGCACUUCAUUUGCACGGCGUCUCCGGCCGAGGGGGAGGAUCUCGACCUCCGCUGGCAGAGAGCGUCCGGCAUGUGCAAAAACGGAGCAGUCCAGGUUCUCGACCAUCGCUCGCCGAGAGCGUCCGGAAUGCGGGAAGGCGGAGCAGUCCAGGUUCUCGACCUUCGCUCGCGGAGAGCGUACGGAACGUGGGAAAGCUGAUCAGUCCAGGUUCUCGACCAGCGCUCGCCGAGAGUGUGCGGAACGCAGGAAAGCGGAUCAGUCCAGGCGAAUCCGGACCAGCCCGGCAGCCGUCGCCUAAGCGAUCCAAGCGGCAGCCUUCCAACGGUAGAGAACAGGCAAGGGGUCCUCGCGUCGUUCUACUGCCGAAGGCCAAGGUGAAGCCGGAAAAGCUGGCGGUGCCGGUGAAGGAAGGCGCCGGAUCUCAGAAGAAGGCCUGCACGGCCGGUAAGGCUCCGCAGCCGCAACGAAUGCCGCUGAAGCUCGCAGACUCAGUUCCUCAAGGCCCUUUCGAAUGCUUGCGACAACCAUUUAUGCAAGUUCCCGAUUCCUGGAAUCCUGGAAGCAUGCGACCGGCGCCCGGUCGCGCGAUCUGCGGCAGCCGUAUCAGGGUCUGA